AGCAUUUAACUAAAGUCGCAAACACGCAGUGGUAGCCAGAUCGCAGCUGGAAGCAUAACCAGAAACAAGUCAAGUAGACGUAGUAUUCGAUUCGAUUCUGUUCUGCGGUUUACACGAUGUUUGGCAGCCGACGACAUUUGUUGCUGCUCGUGUGCCUAAGUGCGCUGUUCUGCCUCAGCUUGGCCGAGCUGGCAGAGACGGAGGUCAUCAAGGACGAUGUCAUUGAGAUAGCGAAUAAGACGCAAAAGGUCAUCAGGGUCAGUCCGCUGGAGCUGCCGUCGAAAGAGGAUCGCACUCCUGGCAGCCACAUGAACUCAGAACUGUUUCAGAUCCAGACACUGCAAAGAGGCGCAAAGCAUCCGCGUCAGCGUCUCUAUAUGGACUCAAGGCGCAUGCGGUCAAGGCCGAGGAUCAGUGAAUCCAGUGGUGAAGCAAUGCAGCCCGCUUUGAAAUUCUCGUACACGCCCGAACUAAAAGCCUUUCCCAAGCAGAAGCCGAAAAAAAAGCAGCAGAAGCAGCUGCACUACCCACUCGAGCCUAGCCCAACCACUGUCGUGGAGCCGCUGCCCGUUCAGAUGACGCCCGGCCCCUAUCCCAUCUACUAUGUGCUGUCCAAGACGAACGGCCGCUUUGGCAAAUUCCCCAUCAAGUCCUUCCGCUCGCCCGCCGAAUUCGCCAAGUACUUGAUCAAGAGCAAAGCUGAGCCCAUACCCCGAACGCAGCGCUUCGAGGCGGGAGACGAUCAAGGCAAAGUAAUUGGUAGUCGGUAGCUUUACUGCUUUUUGUGAUUUGCACGCGCGCUUUGUAUGCUUAGUUAAAUUAAAUUAUUCACCAUAAUUAUAAUUGCUAAUUACCACACUACACACACAUAUAUCUAUCGCUUUAUAAUUACUCAAAAAACGUAUUAAGUAUGUACAUAAGUUUUGCCUGAAGUGCCCAACCCAUUGUACAUGCACAAGUAUCUCAAAAAU
Messenger RNA from Drosophila hydei, 971 nucleotides. RefSeq lists its product as uncharacterized. The transcript is spliced from 2 exons. The record is from RefSeq and is a predicted model, not a curated record. Bases 117 to 770 code for a protein of 217 amino acids. Lineage: Eukaryota; Metazoa; Arthropoda; Insecta; Diptera; Drosophilidae.